This is a messenger RNA of Cucurbitaria berberidis CBS 394.84, 480 nucleotides long. RefSeq lists its product as uncharacterized. The transcript has 2 exons. Bases 1 to 480 code for a protein of 159 amino acids. NCBI's taxonomy places the organism in Eukaryota, Fungi, Ascomycota, Dothideomycetes, Pleosporales, Cucurbitariaceae. The record is from RefSeq and is a predicted model, not a curated record.
AUGUUUGGGACUGAGCCAAUCUACAACGACGACGAUAUGGAGAAAUACAUCAAGCGGACAGUGAAGAAUGUACAGCCACAAGACUCGCCCCGUGUAGCCAUUCAGCGCAUAAGAUCCGUUGUGGGUGCAUUCAAGUACAUGCAAGAGAAAGAAGUCGUAAAGAUCUUCAAGGAUGAGAAAGUCCGCAUCGGCGUCGUCAUUGAUGGUAUCGACAAGAAUCUUCCGAAAACUCCUCGAGUGUCAGGCACGAAGAAAUACACACCCUGGAAAACACUGGGUCUCGGAGCAAAAUGGGAUCGCCUGAAAGAUGAGUACACUUCUCAAAAAGCAAAGGAUGCGGCCAAGGACGAUGACAAGAAGACCCCCAAGGAGAGGAACGAGAUUGCCGAGUGGGCAAAGCUGCGCGAAGACAUUGAGAAGAUCAUUCCUAAGCUCGAGGCUGAGUGGAACAAGGCCAAGGGCUGGACCAAACCGUGGUAG